CUGUUUGUUGUUCGUUAAAAUUAAGAUGUUAGUAUUGGGCCAUAGUGGCCCAACACGGCUUUCGGACUAAGUACUAACUCCUUCACGGUCGGUUUUAGACUGAACUGUAUUUCCUUAAAUUUUACAUUGCUUAGGUCACUUGGGUGUUUCUUGUUUCUCCAUGUCAGCACAAAAUGUGCGUUUGAUUAUACAGCGUUCGCAUUAUUUUGAUUAUACAGCAUUCACACUAUCGAGUCGGAUCCUCCGCUGCGCCCCUUCCAGUUCGCGCAGUCGUUUCGUGUUUCUCCUCCAAUGGUAGUAAAUGAUGGCGAUCACCAUCGCCACGAUGAAUGCCCCGUCUAUGGAAUAUGAUGCGACGUCGUGCAUCGAUAUGGUAUUCUCGAUCUUAUCGCUGCCGAACAUUAUACUUGUUUUUAAUUGUCGCGUUUUCUUGGAACUCGUAAUGUUCCCUACAUUGUGGCGCAUUUUAUUGCAUCGAGGAGGGUCUUAAUCGCUGACCCAAGCACUCGAGCGUGUGAAACCACUUCGUUUGGAAUUUCGGGUCUCGCUAUUAUCAGCGGAAAUUUGCAUUGUCAAUUUUUUCAUAGGGUCGUCACCCAAUCUGAUUUCGUGUACUUCCAUUUUCUCCCCCCUUUGGGACGAGGGCGUAGUCUACCGUCCCAAAUCAUUUGGGGUGCUUGGGGAGGGGGAUCGUCUUCUAGUUCGAUUGCUUCGGCUUGAGAUUGCUGUUCGUUAUCAGCUGUGUUGUCAUACUCUUCUAUAAUGGGUUGAAUGGUGUGCUCCUCGACUGGUAGAGGAGCAAGUGUUCGCACGUUGCGUUUGUAAAUUCCGGUAGCGGUUCGCACUACUGCCACUCGGACUACUCCAUCAUCUCCAGGGUGUAUUUGUGUGACAAUUCCCAUAGGCCACCUUGCUACGGGAAGGUGAUCGUCUCCGAUCAAUACGAUUUGGCCUACCUUAACGUUGGCUUGUUGCUUGGUCCAUUUUGCAUAAUCACGUAACUGGUGGAGAUACUCGUCUCUCCAUCUUCUCCAAAAUUGUUCGAGCUGCGAUUGUACUCGUUUCCAUCUGGUUGUGAGAUUGCUUCCAUCCUUACUCUGCGUAGGGAUGGGCACGGCUAGCAUUGGGCGUGCUAUCAAAAAAUGACCGGGUGUGAUCGCGGUCGGUGACUCUGGCGUCGUGUAAACAGGUGUGAGUGGUCGCGAAUUCAUUAUUGCGGCCACUUGGUAGAACAGUGUCUGCAAUUCCAUGAUGUUUAGCUGUGCUCCUCUGGCCGCUGCACUAAAGAGCCGCUUGGCUACCUUUAUGUUCGCUUCCCAAAGUCCUCCAAAGCUGGGGCUUCGGGGUGGAAUGAAUGAAAAUCUUAUUCUGUGAGUUGCCGCAAUAUCAACUAAUUUGUUUUGAAAAACUUCAUUGUUAUAUAUUCUUCGUAAACGAUUGAGUUCUCUGCUGGCCCCGACAAAGUUCCGCCCAUUGUCGGAGUAAAUAACCUCGGGUAUUCCCCUCACUGAUGUGAAACGGAGAAGUGCUGAUAUGAACGCUGCCGUCGACUGAUCUUCGACGACUUCUAGGUGAACUGCUUUGGUCGCAAAACAUAUGAAGAUGCAAGCAUAUGCUGUGGUCUUGCAUUUCGAUUUUUGAUUGAGAUAUACUUCGAAUGGCCCACAUAAGUCCACUCCCGUGUGAGUGAACGCUACUGAUUCAUUUACCCUGGGCGAGGGCAGUUGUCCCAUUCGUUGCUGUAAACGUCUGGGCCGCGCUUUGGCACAUAAGAUGCAUCGUUGAAUGACUCCUUGUACGGUCCUUCGGAGAUCCCUCAUCCAAAUCUUUGUCGAAAUUCGUUUAUUACCAGAUCUGUUCCGGCGUGAAAUCUAUCCUCAUGUAUUUUUUGAAUUAUUACCCUCGAAAAUGGGUGCGAUUUGGGAAUCAAUAUUGGAUUCUUUUGUGAGAUGGGCAUUUCUGCAUUGUGGAGUCUCCCUGUGACAUGUAUGACUCCAUUUCUGACGAUUGCGUUGAGAUGCUGGAAAGGUCCUUUCGUAGGCACCUUCCCAGUUUUUCGUAAUUCCGCUACUUCAUUUGGAUAAAUAGUGGCUUGCAUAAUUCGGACUACGAGUGUUAGUCCUUCAUUCAAUUCAGUGGUGGUGAGUGGGCCCGAUCUCUUUUCGUUUCUGAUGCCUGUGUCUUUAUUGACCUUCUUCAUAUUGUUUAUGGCUCUACACAGCCAUGCAAAGUGUCUUACUGUUUUGUCAUGAGUGUGAUGGUGCGGGUAUUUUGCGAUUAAGUCUUCGCAUGCCUUUCCUGUUGCUGCUACCAAUCGUGUUAUUGGUUCUUUAAUCUCUUCCUGUUCUGCAGCAGCAGUGUAUUCGUAGCCGCUCUGCAGAUAAUAUUGUCUUCUUCGUAUACAUUCCGGUCCGUGUAACCAAAAUUCUAGUUUUGCUUCGCGUAAUUUUCUGACUGGAAUUCCUCUCGAAACCAUAUCAGCCGGAUUUUCUUUCGUAGAUAUAUAUUUCCAAUGCUCUGGAUUCGUGGUGGAGUGUAUCUUCUGCACUCUAUUUCUAAUGAAGGUUCCCCAACGUGUAUUUGAAGAUUUGAUCCAACUUAGCGCUACUUGUGAAUCACUGUAGUAAUAUUCCGACGAGAUUCGACCGGCCAGAAUGCUCUUUAUUUUAGCAGUUAGUUCUGCUAGAAGUGCCGCCGCCAAGAGUUCCAGACGGGGCAGAGUGACCUUCUUCAAAGGCGCCACUCUCGAUUUCGAACAUAAGAGAUUCGUACUCUCUUCUCCUUUUAAGUUGAUUGCAUGUAAGUAAAUGACGCAUCCAUAAGCCUUUUCGGAGGCGUCACUGAAUCCGUGUAAAUCUAGUGCGAUCGUAUGACUCGGAGUCGACAUCCGAGGUAUUUCUAUCUUGCUGAGCUCCACUAAUGAAGCUUCGAACUUCUUCCAUGAGCUUAGUGCUUGAUCUGGAACAUCAUCGUCCCAGCUGACGUUAUAAGUCCACAAUUCUUGCAUCAAUAUUUUAGCUGUAAUGAUUACAGGUUGUAUCAAUCCGAUUGGGUCAUACAGUCUCAAAAUCUUCGAGACCAUCUGUCGCUUUGUGAGCGCUUCGUAUGUUUCACCUAUGUUUUUCGUACUGAUGAACUGGAACACGUCUGUUUUGGGGUUCCAGGCUAUCCCCAAUGUCUUUAUGACCUCUUGGUCACCAACUUGGAUCAAUGGUUCCAAGUCUUUCUCUGGAAUUCCUUCCAGUACGCUUGCGUUGUUUGAUGCCCACUUUCGAAGUGGAAAUCCAUGAAGUGACAAUGCAUGCUCUAUUUCUCGUUUCGUCUCCGUCAGUUCAUCUGCGUUGGACGCUCCAAUCAUCAGAUUGUCAACAUAGAACGAUCGUUGAAUGGUGUCGGCAAUUCUCGGAUUUACCGACCGAUAAUCUUCAGCUGCUUCGUGUAGUGCCCUACAGGCCAAGAAUGAUGAAGACGCUUCACCAUAUGUGACAGUCGUCAGUCUAUACGCUUUCAAUUGAUCAUUGGGGCUGUCGCGCCACAAAAUACAUUGUAACCAAGUGUCUGUGUAUGCGAUGUGAAUUUGUCUGUACAUCUUUGCAAUAUCUGCUACUAGCACGUCGUUGUGCGUCUUGAAAUCAAUUAGCAGAUCAAAUAAGUCCUUUUGAAUGGUUGGUCCCACGAUUUGUAUAUCGUUCAGGGAUACUCCGGUUGACGUCUUUGCACUUGCGUCGAACACCACCCUAACCUUGGUGGAUGUUGAAUCUGGUUUCACCACACACGAGUGAGGGAUGAAAUACUUUACUUUGUGAAAGUCUUCUGUGGUGACUGGUACCAUAUGUCCCAGUGUUUCAUAUUCAUUCAUGAAUGCCCUGUACUCUUUGUACAGGUCUGCAUUCCGCUUGAGCCUUUGCUCAAGCGAUGUGAAUCUUCUAUAUGCUUGUUGAUAAGAGUCGCCUAACGAUGACGGCUCCCCCCGUAGGGGCAUUCGUGUAAUGUAUCUCCCGUCGGGAGCGAUCUCUAACGUUGUGCGGAAGUGACUUUCCGCCUCGCAUUCGUCAUGUUGCUUUGGAUCCCAGUCUUGAAAGCACGCUUCUUCAAGACGCCAAAACUUCUCUAUGAGUUUGGCCAUUUCGUCCUGUGGGAAUUCGAAUUCAUUUCUGCUACACCUUGUAGCAGGCAAUACAGUGGUUGAUGGGCUGCUGUGACGUAGCGUCCCACAUGCAAUCCAGCCCAAGCUGGACUCUUGAUACGUAAGACCGUUGGCUACGCUAAGCCGGCCUGGCAUUAGAAUUUUGAAAAAUAUUCUCGCUCCGAGGAGAAUGUCGAUUUCAUUCGAUCUGUAAAACUGGGGAUCGGCAAGGUGCAAUUGUUCUGGUAUCCGUAUACCCUUUUCAUCAAUAGCUGUGCUUGGUUGAUCGUCCAAUAUCUUUGGCACUAUGAUCAAUUCUAAACUUUCAUUGUAGUUGCUUGCGUGAGAGGCUAUCACAGUUUUGAUACCCCUUUUAACAUGUGCUUGUCCGCUAACUCCUUUAAUGGUUACGUUUACCGAGUGUUGCGGAAUUCCUAGGCUUCGAGCAGCCUUUUCUGUGAUUGUUUCUACUUGACUCCCUGAAUCAAGUAGACAUCGAAGAGGGUGCCAUUUCUGCUCACCCUUAACAUGAAUUAUGGCUGUGCCCAGAAAGACGUAUUCUUCCUGAGCUAGUCAUUUCGUUGAACUUGCUUGUGCUUGAUUGACAUCCUUCUCGGGAUGCAAUUGUUGGAUCUCGUCCCCCUUGGGAGAGUCUCCACGAUGAAGUAGUGUAUGAUGCUUCGUGCUGCAUAUUUGGCAUUUCCGUUGUGAUUUGCACUCCUUCGUUGAGUGCCCAGGUAUGAGGCAAUUAAAGCAGUGCCUCCCUGCUUUGAUAGUUUCCCAUCGUUCUGGGAUGCUCAUUUUCGUGAAUUUAGGACACGUAAAUGCUGUGUGUCCUUCAUUGUGACAAACGUAGCACCGCUGUGCUUCCCUUUUGUCUUUGGUGGUCGCAGCUUUGCCUUCGAUUGCUGCUACGACUUUCGGCUGGGGUCGAUGACUAGAGUGUGCCGUUUCGGCAGCCACUUUGCAAGUCAUCUGGUUAGCCAGCCGCUCUAAUUCUAUUUUGAAUUCGCUCCAAACAUAAAUGCGCUGGAGGUCCAACUUUUCUUCAAUCUUAGAAAGUGUUGAUUCAUCCAAUCGUUCUUUCACUAAGCAUAUUAGUAACCCAUUGGCGAUGCAAUCUGGUUCGCCAGGUUGUUCAUUUGCUAUUUGUCGAGUGGCGGACAAUAGUGUAUCGACAGCGUCGAUCAGUCCUAGUAUCGCUCUUUGCGAUGCCUUAUGUAUCCUUUUAAUUUUCAGCAGAGUGUAAAAGUAACCUUCAUAUGCGAUUCGUUUCUUGUAGAAUCUUGCUUCCAGUUUGGCCCAGGCUUCAGUGAAAGGCACUCCUGAAUUCUCGAGUGCUUCGCAGGAGUUACGAGCGGGCUCGUAUUCUAAACAUUUCGCCAGGAAAGCGUAUUUGCUUGCAUCCUCGUUUAGGGUCGCAAUCCGCUUCUCAAAGCGGGCUUUAAACGAUAGCCACUCGGUGGCUGACCCACGGAACUUCGGGAGCUCCAAUCGGGGUAAAUAAUCGGCCUUGCUAUUGCCGGUGAUCAUUGUUUGAUCCAGUACUUGCCUUGAACCUUCAUCCUGACUCGGUUCAUUCGUCUGUGAUUGCGCAUGCCGUAUUCUCUUUGCCAAACUGGCUCUGGACUUGAUAUAUGCGGGGAGGAGAGCAUCCCGUCUCUUGGAGGGCCCCGUUUGGCCCUCAAUUUUCAGUAUCACUGCACAAGCUUGAUCGUACAAGCUUGUUAGUACUUCUUGUUGCACUAGUAAUGUUUCGACUUCGUCGUCGUCUUCUGCUAAUUUGCAUGCGUCUUUGAUAAUCGGAGCAAUGCUUUGCUCCAGUGCCGUUAGCUGCUUUUUCCAGCUUUCAACGGCAUCGUCCUCGUUUGUCGUCAUGUUUAUUUGAUUUGAUAAUUACUAACCGCUUUACUUGUUUGAUUGACUCAAAUACUUAGCUGGGUCAUUGAUUAUGCUCCAGUCUAAAUAGUCGGCUAUGGCUUCGGCCGAUCUAUUUAGUUCAGUGGUAAAUCUGCUUUCGUAUCUGUUUAUAACCGCGGCUCCUGCCGCCAAGUUGAACAUGUGCGAUAUUAUCAGUUUUAUCGCUGCAGCUUCUUCCCGCGUACGACGCGGGUCCUGUUUCAAAUUCUCCUCCGUAUCCCUCAUAUACAUGUAGCACAUGGAAUACAGUAGGUCGUUGGAAUGUCGAGAAUUCAUCUUUACAAAUUUUUCACAUCAGUCACAAUAAUUCGUGUUUAUCACACAUCUUCCACGCAGUUGCACACCGUGCUUCGCUCACGGGCGAAGUUUACUUAUUGAUCACACAGUCACGCAGUGUCAUGUUAUGAUUCCCGCGAAUGGGAAAUUCACGUUGUCAAUUUUCAGCCACACAGUGGCGCAUUGUAAUAACUAUGCAGUGGCGCAGCAUACUUCCCGCGAGUAGGAAGUUCACUUUGUUAAUUUUUAGCCACGCAGUGGCACAUCAUACUUCCCGCGAAUGGGAGAUUCAUUUUCUUGGUUUCAGCCACUUAAUGGCGCAACAUCUUCCGUGCGCUGAGACAAUGUCACUUCACUUUCCGAUUAUACAGCCAUGCAAUGGCAUCACUUUUUCGCGCGCGGAGAGAAUGUCACUUCACUUAUCAGAAUCGAUUACUUUCGCGAGUCCGUGAUCGCUCGAAGUGCGAUCACGUCGGGGUCACCAAAUGUUGUUCGUUAAAAUUAAGAUGUUAGUAUUGGGCCAUAGUGGCCCAACACGGCUUUCGGACUAAGUACUAACUCCUUCACGGUCGGUUUUAGACUGAACUGUAUUUCCUUAAAUUUUACAUUGCUUAGGUCACUUGGGUGUUUCUUGUUUCUCCAUGUCAGCACAAAAUGUGCGUUUGAUUAUACAGCGUUCGCAUUAUUUUGAUUAUACAGCAUUCACACUAUCGAGUCGGAUCCUCCGCUGCGCCCCUUCCAGUUCGCGCAGUCGUUUCGUGUUUCUCCUCCAAUGGUAGUAAAUGAUGGCGAUCACCAUCGCCACGAUGAAUGCCCCGUCUAUGGAAUAUGAUGCGACGUCGUGCAUCGAUAUGGUAUUCUCGAUCUUAUCGCUGCCGAACAUUAUACUUGUUUUUAAUUGUCGCGUUUUCUUGGAACUCGUAAUGUUCCCUACAUUGUGGCGCAUUUUAUUGCAUCGAGGAGGGUCUUAAUCGCUGACCCAAGCACUCGAGCGUGUGAAACCACUUCGUUUGGAAUUUCGGGUCUCGCUAUUAUCAGCGGAAAUUUGCAUUGUCAAUUUUUUCAUAGGGUCGUCACCCAAUCUGAUUUCGUGUACUUCCACUGUUAAUAUUACCAGUCUAGAUUAGCUCACGGCUUACAGAUACAAGGCUAGCUACUCCGGAUCAGUUAUUUUUUAGUGACGUCAUCUGAGUCGUUGAAGUAAACAAUGUGUUCUUAUUUUUUAUUUUUCGUGCUUUGUAAGUUUGUGCGUUGAUAAUAUAGUUGAUUAUAUUUAACACCAUGAAUAAUUUGAUAAAAUUUAGCGACGAUUAACGAGAAAUAAUAUGUCAAAUGCUGAAAACCAAGGCAAAUAGCUAAAGGAUGUGUCCAGGAAAAAAGAUGUUGAACAAAAGCGGCCUAUCUACUGAAUCGCUUAGCGAAAUUGCGAAUCCCUACUAGUGUAACACAAUAACAGGAACUACGAAGGAAUAUUGACGAAGACGGAAACUAUCCGGUGAUCGGAUAGGAUCAACAAGCAGUACUAUCAACGCUAGUUGAUAGCUCAAUGUUCAGUGUACUGAACAUUUUGUCGAACUGUGCUUUGAAGGAGGAACUAAUACACGAAACGGCUUACAGAGAUCCAUCCUAGAGUGUAAUCAAACUGCAGGAAUUCUAUGCGAGCAUGCCCAAAAACAAACAGAAGAUACUUAAAGUAUAAUAAAACCUUAGCAAUGUGAAAUGCAGAGAAAACCGCAGAAAUAUAUUCUUGAAGGUAAGGCACCAACAUAGAUUUCGGAAAUGAGCGUUCAAAAGAUGACUUCUUUAUCUAUGUUAGUUUAUUAAUGAAAGAAAACGUAUAAAAUAAAACAAUCAUGUAACUGUUUUGUUUAGCUUCCUUUUCUUCUUUUUCCCCUGUUCAGCAUGGGCUUUGUUUAAGGACUUAAUUCUAUUAUACAAGCGGGUCCUAAAAAAGAGCCCUUUGCCUUUUUCCGGGAUGUCGAUUGCUUGGGAUACUUCAACACAUUUAUGUAUGGCUUUCUCGCUACAAUUCAGUUGAUCACCAUGCACGGCAACAAAGCAGUUUUCCAAUCGCAGUAUUUGAUUUUUAAAUUCCUGGCUUGGCUUGGUGAGUCCACCCUCGGAUAAAAGAUCCACCCAAGUGAAGUCCGUCGAGCUUCCAGAAUAUUUAUCGGUCAGAUGAAGUUUUCGAAUAAUAUAUCCAGCGAUAUAUUCAAUGGCAUCCUCUUCGAACUCUGUCAUUGAUAGAUUAUCAUCCAACUCGCCUUCGAUCCCGCUAGUAUCAAAAUCAUCUAAUUCGGCUUGGUUAAAACUGGUUUCAUCAGGGUCUGACAUGUCUUCUCCCACAAUACCGGCCAACAUCUCGGCCGUCAACAGGACGUCUUCCACUUCUUCUACCCCUUCUUCUACGUUACUCCACUCACUGACCUGCUGAGUGCAAUCGGAACGGCCUAUAAAGAUGAAACGAGCAAUGUAAUGCAUAGAAAAUUGCAGAUAAUACGAUUUUUAUUACCUAGGAUACACAAUCUCAAUCGAUGCAUGAAUUCCAUUGCUGUAGGAUGGUCAUGCAAGCCACCUUUGGCACGAAUAGUUCCAAACAGACGUUCUAAAUCAUCUUGCUGGAGUCUCCUCGUCAGAAUAUACUUGUUGCCGUAUGUAGUUUCCAAAUAUUCAGCCAGUUGGACGAUUGCUGCAUUGUUAAUUAGGAUACCUUUUUGAAAAGGAAGAAUCAUUCUUUUAUUAGGAACUCUCAUGUUUUCCAUGACUUGGGUUGUUUUGGCCAGGAUGGCCAUGUGAGUUUCAUUCGACAUGCUGAAUGCAACCAUCCUCUCCCUGGAACCUUUCAUGCUAGUUGACAUGUUAAACAGGUCGAACCAAUCAUUAAUUACUUUCACGAACUCACUAGUUUCGCAUGCAUUUGGGGAGUUCAGUACACCAAGACAAACUCCCCUUUUGAUCGCUUGGGCAACCGUGUUUGAAAAUAGUUGGGUAGCAUAUUUGACUUUCUGUCGGCCAGCAUCUUUUACGUCCAAAUGCGUGCUUGUAAUUUUGUGACAAAUUUUCAAGUCAUGCUGUUCAAGAUUCAUGAGAUCUACAAUAGGUCUAGAAUUGACGUACGUUUGACCGUCAAGCAUAAAGCCAGUGUCCAAAAAAUGAUUCCUCACUAACUUGAUCAGGUGAGGUGUGUCUGCAAAGACAAACACCUUGUGAUCAUCGUUAGUUUUGAAGUAGGGUUUCUCGGUAGUGAUUGUCAACUCUCUCCAUAGACCCAUAUUUGUUGGACCCAUAUCAUAAACCAUGGCCACAACAGUAAAGUUGAUGCUAUCCAAGGCUUGAACGAUUUGUUUCACAAGGGUUGCGGUCAUCGCACUGUCAAAAUCGAAGUAGAUAACUUGCUUCCAGUUUUUAUAAAGUCCUCGAAUCAUCGCUACCUGAACGUAUUUCGAUGGCUUUAAUACUUUGUCUGUACGUCGGUUAUACUCGUACACCAUUCGUACUUUCAUUUCGUCGAAGGUCAAUACACACACACGCUCUUUUUCAUCGUAUGGGGCUGACUUCAAGAGUUUCAGUACAGGCGUAAGUAUUCCAGGUGACAAAUCAAAUUUUCCGGACCAUUUCCGCAAUGUGGAAAUUGCUGGUAGAGGAUAUCCUUUUGAUCGAAGCAAUCUAUAGGCUUUAGAUCCUGCUGAAUAUAUUGAUAAGGCGGUUGAAAUAUCAUCAGCGCUCCACUUAAUCCGCUUGGAUGGAGAUCGAAGCUUCCGCACUUGACCUUUCGAAAAACAGUGGUUAACUCCUUGGCAUAGUUCUCUAUGUUUCCUUGACUCAGCAACAUAUUGAUUAUUCUUUUUGCGUUCCAAUCGAAGCUCUUUUUGAAGAGCUUCAAUCUUCCUCCGGUAGGCCAGUUCCAAUUUGGUUCUGAUGUAAAAUAAUAUAAUUCUGAUAAUUUUUUAAAAACGUAAUUUUAUCUUUUGCAUCUUGCCCCGAUUGAAUAUCUGUUUGGACAGAUGCAUCUUGGAAACGAGGAACAUUCCUGAAAAAGGAUUUACUUUGAUGAACAUCAACAAGGAGGAACAUUUUGAAAUUCCCUUACCUGUCGUACUCAGAAACGAUUUCCUUCCGUUCGGAUACGGUGAUUUCGUUUUUCGCAACAAAAUUGUUUCCCGCAGGCAAUAAUUGGCUUGGAACCGCAUCUUCCCGCAGCAUUCGUUUGCUCCAUACGGUGUUUAGUAGAAUGUCCUUCAAUCGGUAGUCCUCAUCUAAAAAGUGAUCGGAGCAUACCCUCGCCUUGGCUACGUUCAAAUCACUGUUGGCUUCGCAAACAUUUAUCCACAAAGAACAUAAUUCUCGGUUUUUCGGAAAGCGAAAGAAUCUCUUUUUUGGCCCGAUAAUGUCAUUUUUAUAAUUUAUACACCCGCUUACAGCGCAUUGAACCAUUUUCGAAUUUUCAUUUCAGGAACAUUUACGCGUAAGUCGGAAAACAAAAUACAACUGACGACUGUUUACACUGACGACUCGGAUGACGUCAUCAAAAAAAAUCUUUACUCGCUAAAGAACUAGCCUUGUAUCUGUAAGCCGUGGAUUAGCUUAGCUGUCAUCCUUUGUGGAGAAAGUUUUCCUACCGUCAUGCGAAACCAAAUCACUGACAAAUUUACAGAACAUUUAUUUUCUUGGUGAGUCGUAGAUAGCCUAGCUUGAUGAUUCCCCACACAAUUGUGUAGCUCAGAACAUUAAUGCAAUGGCGUCAGUUUGAUGCAAUGAUUUCAAUGCCAGAGACAUCAGCGAGUGAGUAAUUUAGUCGCGUCCACAGCUCAAUCUGAAACUAAGACAUGUAAUGACGCAAAACAAGGAAGAACAAGCGAUAUUCAUUACUUUGAAUACAGAACGAUACUGAAAGUUUGCCUCCCCUCCUUGCUUGAGACUCAUAUUACUCCUCCACCCCCAUUGCCUUGAGAGAGGAAUUCGAUCCCUCGCCAUUCAGCUCGCCCAGCAACGAUGUUGCUCAAUCGAUUUCCUCACGAAGAAUGAAAGUUUGCCUCAGCGAGAUCCACUGUUUAUACUCUAGGCAAAUGUUCCCAUCCGUUCUUCUUCUUUUCCUUUGUUCAUGGAGACUUAUGAAAACGGAAACGGAAAACGACCAAGUUCCAAAAAACAUCUUUUUUACAAAAAAAAAUUUGGGAUAACUGUAAAUCUCGACGGUUAAUGCAAUUCUCAGACAUUAGGCAUUAACUUUUUUUUUUAAAUCUCGAUUUUCGGUGAUUUUUCAUUUUUCAAAAAAAUCAAAUUUUAACGUUUGUGACACCAGUAAAUGAAGUCUACUCCCGCUCGACGCUCUCCAGCAAUGAUAUUGCUUCGAUGACCACCAAACGAGAAGUAGUGUGGCUUCAAAUCGCGGAUGGUUCAUUUAUACCAAAAACGUUGAAAACGUAUUAGUUGUAUUAGUUACUCGUUAUUGAUGGUACGGGUAGGGUUAGCACACAAAUCGGUAGAACAAAUGUAUGGAAAAAUGAGGGAUUAGUGAAUUGUAAUGUAUAGCAUAUCAAACAAAUCUUAGAGAAUUUCCGCUAUAUAAAGCGGUCAACACAGAAACAUCCAACUUCCAACGGACAGAGAGCUUCUGGCGGCAGCGAAGUAUCAAUUCUCUGGGCUACCGGCUAGCUAUCGACCAAUACAAUUUGAAAGAGGGGAAAUUCUCAACCCUACAUGGCACCCAACGUACCACAUUGCGUUCAAGCGCACUCGUCCAGCUGCAUGACUUCGGGAGACUCUACAGCUGCACCGUGCAACAUAUAUCCAUGCAGGCAUUCGUGUUUUCCCCGGAAUUGACGAACCCAUUGGAGGAUGACAACUCGCCACUUCCUGGCGUAAGGCAAGACAUGACAUCUUCUCAGGAGGAGAUGUUUCCAUUAACGAAAUCAGACGUCCCAGAAGAUAAUGAAUUGUCAGCUUCACACCAAGGAGAAGUAGUAAGUUUUAACAAUUUGUAUGCAUCGUCAUACCAAGUAGUAGAUAAUGAACCAUCUUCCUCGCCUCAACAACUAAAUGUAGUUGAAAUUUUGAUAUACUGUCAAAAUUUCAACCGUAUGAAAAGUCCACUUAAAAUGAAAGAAAUCCAAAUUAAUGUUCUGAAUUCUUCUUUCUCGAUAAUUAUGGCCACAGAGACAAGUUGGGAUGAUAGUGUUAGAAGCGAGGAAGUAUUCGGAAAUCGUUUUAAUGUCUUCAGAGAUGACCGUAAUCUUCACAAAUCCCAUAAAAAAUCGGGAGGCGGCGUCCUUAUUGCUAUUAAUUCAUUAAUAAAUUCAGAACAUAUUCCAACAACAGAAUUCGACGAGUUUGAGCAAGUGUGGGUCAUAGCACUUAUUGCGGGGGAGAUACAUAUAUUUGCAUCUGUUUACUUCCUCCCUGAUCGUGCUCAACUUAGUUGUUAUGAGAAAUUCUUUGAAGUUGCUGAAAAUAUUUUAUCUUCCUUUGCACCAGAAUCAAAAAUCCAUAUAAACGGAGAUUUCAAUCAACGAAAUGCGGACUUUAUCACUGAUUCUGAAAAUGAAUUUAUCUUGCUUCCAGUUGUUGGUGAUAAUAAGACUCUGCAAUUUAUUUUUGAUAAAAUAGCCGGUCUUGGGUUGAAUCAAAUAAACAAUGUUCAGAAUCGACAGAAAUGCUUCUUGGAUUUCUUGUUGACAAAUAUGACCGAAGAUUUUUGUGUGACCGAAUCAUUAACUCCACUUUGAAAAAACGAAGCUUUCCACACAGCUAUCGAAUAUUCUAUAUUUAUAGAUAACACUCAAAAACCAUUUGAUUAUGAAUUUGAGGAAGUCUCUGAUUACACUAAAGCAAAUUACCAAUCAAUUAGGUGUAAGCUUAACUAUAUCAACUGGCAGGAUUUAUUUAGAAGUGUGGAAAACAUUGAAGUAGCAGUGAUGACUUUUUACUCGAUGAUCAAUGAAAUUAUAGAGCAGGAGAUACCAAGAAGACGAAAAAGGAGAAAUAUGAACACAAAAUAUCCGAUUUGGUUUAAUCAAAGCAUAAAGAAUCUAAAAAAGAAAAAACAGAAGGCACAUAAAUUUUAUAAGAAAUACAAAUCUGACGCUAAUCUCCAAAAAUAUCUGAACAUUUGCGAAGAGCUCAACUCAACUGUUAAAAGCGCUUUUGAAGAUUACAGCUUAAAAACAGAGUCGGACAUAAAAUCUAACCCGAAAAGUUUCUUUAAUUACAUAAAAACAAAAUUAAAAAGCAAUGGUUUUCCAUCACGCAUGCACCUUGACGAUACCGUGGGGAAUGACCCAGAAAAAAUUUGCAACCUCUUUGCAACAUUUUUUCAAGAAGUUUAUAUUGUAACAGCUGAGGAGGACCGAGAUCGUGACUUCUUUGCAUUUCUUCCAGAAUUUCCAUGUAAUGUUAGAAAACUAACUUACAUUGAAAUUUUUGACGCAUUAAAUAAGCUCGAUGUCUCGAAAGGGCCAGGUCCUGACGGAAUUCCACCGGUUUUUAUAAAAAAUUUGGCAUCUGAAUUAACUCAUCCACUUUUAUGGCUUUUCAAUACGUCAUUGAAUCAGAAAGGUUCCCAAAAAUAUGGAAAAACUCUUUUCUUGUACCAAUAUUCAAAUCCGGUAAU
Molecule: messenger RNA, 13931 nt
Organism: Toxorhynchites rutilus septentrionalis
Lineage: Eukaryota; Metazoa; Arthropoda; Insecta; Diptera; Culicidae
Exons: 2
Coding region: 12115-13047 (310 amino acids)
Source: RefSeq, a predicted model, not a curated record